AUGUCAGAGUCGGUGUUUGUGGGAAUGUGUCACAAAGUGGGGACCUCACAACAAGUGGCCAUGAGGAGAGAUGCGAUGGACAUCACGGAGAUUUUGACAAAUCAAGUCUCUAGUGAUUUAUACUCUAGUAUGACAAGUGGAAGCUACGGAGAAGGAUUCGAUAGGAAGGGAUCAGACAUAGACACACUUAUCCAAAGGAAUGAUAACCUUUUUAUGUCUAGUUCUCUAUACAGAGAAACCAUGCGUUUAUUAAUAGUUCCUAGGUUUAUCCCACAUGGACCCUGCGCCAAUGGAAUUCUUUUUGAAUUAGAAUAUGAUCAUGCCUACUGUUUUGCCUCUGACUUUUGGCCUCCAUCUGCUGCCUCUUGGAUAGACAGAUGUCACUCAUGGCCCGAGCCUCAUGUUGUGGGCGAUAUAAUCAGAAGUGGAUGUCACUUUGUGGCAAUUGGACAUAAAGAGGGCAUUCAUGAAGACAAAGAAUGGAGAAUUUCUUUCUCACGGGCAGAACAAAUACUUGUGUAUUCAAUGAACCACACUCAGUUCUUAACGUAUGGAUUGCUGAAAUUGAUUUUAAAGGACGUCAUUAACAAUGGAUUAGGAGAAGAAGAUAAACUACUAUGUUCCUACCACAUAAAGACAGCCGUUUUCUGGGUGAUUCAACAAAAUACCAUAUCUCAAUGGUGUCCACAAAAGCUCCUGUUGUGUUUUUGGGAGUGCUUCAAACUGAUCCUUAAAUGGGUCUAUGAAGGGGUCUGCCCUAACUUUUUCAUCCCUCAAAACAACAUGUUUCUGAGAGGAAUUCAUGGUUGUAAGCAAACUCAAUUGUUCAUUAGGCUACAUACGUUGUAUGAGAAGGGCUUGAUAUCACUGAUACACAGUCCCUCCAUCUGGCCAUAUGCUCUAAAAGUCCUUUAUAACCCAAGACUCUCCAUUUGUACAGAUGAAGGCAACUUGUUUACUGAGUAUGAUUGUGAUUUUACCCUAUUUAAAUGCAUAUCUAGGCAAGGUGUACCAGGAAUAGAAAACCUGAAUCAGUGUAUGAAAUGCCUACAAGCUGUAGAACAGUUGAUAAAUACAUCCUUGACACCAUAUCAUGUUGUCACCUUACAGAAACACACAACCUUCAUCCUUCAAGAAAUUGUUUUUAUAUUAAACAACAUGUAUAUCAAAACCUGUGGAAACAAAUUGAUGUAUAUUGCUGACAGAAUGUCCCAUCGCAUACUGAAAUUAACAGCUAAGUUUGGUUACACUUAUGAUAUUGUGUUUAUGGCCAUGUUUUACUACAAAACAAUGAGAUUUGUGGACACAUUAUUUGUUAUAGAAAUGACAAAAGUCUUACAGUCAUAUAAAGCAAAUCUAUCUAGUACUACAGAUAUGUACACCGAAGUUUUUAGAGGGCGGUCUUUGACUUCAAAAAUGAGAUUCUUUACAAGUAGUAAUAUCUACCUUAACAAUAGAAUCUGCUACAUCGAUGAAUUAUUGCCUGAACAGCUGUCUAGUUUACAGGAGAGACAGUGUAUGAUGGCUAUCCCUAGAUUCGUACUAUUGCAUAUGCUGGAAAUCUUGUGCUACCGUGAUGUCGAUACAACAAAAAAACAAACAGCGCUGUGUAAUCUCCAGCAUCUAGUCCACCAUCCUCGGAAGAAUUUCAUACAGGAAGGUGAAGAAGACAUGUCAUGGCAGAUCCUUGGAAUCUGUUACCAGGUCACAGGGAAUCCACAAGCGGCUCUUUACGCGUAUCAACAGUCACUUUCAAAAGUACCAUUUAAUGAAAUAGAAAAUGCUACAUUUUUAAGAAUACAGAAUAUCCUUCAGUGA
Saccostrea cuccullata (small rock oyster) is the source of this 1818-nucleotide messenger RNA. RefSeq lists its product as uncharacterized. Lineage: Eukaryota; Metazoa; Mollusca; Bivalvia; Ostreida; Ostreidae. The record is from RefSeq and is a predicted model, not a curated record. The transcript has 2 exons. Bases 1 to 1818 code for a protein of 605 amino acids.